Messenger RNA from Aphidius gifuensis, 2384 nucleotides. It is a transcript of the gene Syn2, whose product is annotated as gamma-1-syntrophin. The transcript has 7 exons. Gene Ontology annotation, cellular component: intracellular anatomical structure; dystrophin-associated glycoprotein complex. NCBI's taxonomy places the organism in Eukaryota, Metazoa, Arthropoda, Insecta, Hymenoptera, Braconidae. Gene Ontology annotation, molecular function: structural molecule activity; protein binding. The record is from RefSeq and is a predicted model, not a curated record.
UCUUCCACAUUGUUCAACAUGAUUCACCUCUGUACUUGCAAUGAGCAACGAGUAAUUGUUUGCAUGUGCAAAAAAAGGAUACAAUAUAUUUAACCUGCUUGACUGUUGUUUGACACUCUGUGUCAGAGACUCAGAGACAAUCUCAAUUCUCAAACUGCAAACAGUCAUAAAGUUGACACCAAUCGUGCCAGUCCUCAUAAUAAUAACACGGUCUCACUGUUAUUAAAAAAAAAAAAUAAAAAUAAAAACACGAGUUCUCUAAGAUCAAUAAAUACGGUUCAACAAAUUUAAAACAACAACAAAAAAUCAAAUACAAAAAAAAAACUACAUACAUAUUAAAAAAAUAAAAAAAAGAGAUAUAAUAAAAAAGUUUUUUCAUAAUGGAUAAAACAAUUCCAAGUGUCAUAGAUCUGGAUAAAUGUUUUGUCAAAACGACAUUCUAUUUUUGGCAAAUUAAAAUUGCAUCAAUGUGCAUUUUUUUAUAAAAUAAAUAAUGAGAAUAAACGCAACAAAAAUGAGUACUCCGAUUGAGGAGAAGAUUGAUCAAAAACUCAAGGUCCGGACGGGCAUGAUAACUGUCAGCGAUGGCAAGAGUAAACCAAUUCCAAUGUUACUUAAUUUAUCAAUGGAAUUUGACCAAAUCAUGAAUCCAGGUCAACAAGAACGAAUGGUACAAAUAACAAGACAAAAAAUUGGUGGUCUUGGUUUGAGUAUAAAAGGUGGUGCUGAACAUAAAUUACCAGUUCUUAUAUCAAGGAUAUAUAAAAGUCAAGCUGCUGAUCAAUGUGGACAGUUAUUUGUAGGCGAUGCAAUAAUAAAAGAAAUGGUAUUAUUAUUAAUAAUUAAUUUUGCAUAACAGAUGAAAUUAUACAAUCGUAAUUUUGGAGUUGGUGAACGAAUUGAAUAUAUGGGCUGGGUUAAUGAAGCUGUGAGCAAUAGUAAUCAACCAUGGCAAAGUUAUAGGCCAAGAUUUUUGUCAUUAAAAGGACCAGAUUUGUUACUCUUUGAAACACCACCAUGCAACAUUGGUGAUUGGUCUCGUUGUGCAUUGACAUUUAAAGUUUAUCAAACAAUGUUUCGUGUUAUGAGAGAAUCAGAAAAUGUUGAUGAAAGACAACAUUGUUUUUUAGCACAGAGUCCUGGCAAACCACCACGAUAUUUGAGUGUUGAAACUAGACAAGAGUUGUUACGAGUUGAAGCUGCUUGGCAUACUGCUGUUUGUUCAGCUGUAACUCAUCUAAAAAGUAAAACUUUUCCAGUAACAUUUAAUGGAAAAACAGCUGGUCUGACACUUGAAUGGUCUCAAGGAUUUACAUUAUCUUAUGAUGGCCUUGGUGAAGCUGCAUGGAGAUUUAAAUUUUCACAAUUGCGAGGAUCAAGUGACGAUGGUAAAAGUAUACUUAAAUUACAUUUUCAAGAGUUGGACAGUAUAGCUAUAGAGACAAAGGAAUUGGAAUGCUCACAGUUACAGAAUUUAUUAUUCUGUAUGCAUGCAUUUCUAACGGCAAAAGUUGCAGCAGUAGAUCCAACAUUUUUAACAUCAACAACACCAUAAAUUAGGUACUUUAAUUUAUUAAAUUCGUGACAAUUAUAGAAACGACGAGUUGAGUAAGUGUUUAAUAAUUUUUUAACCUAUUUUUUUUUCAAAAUUUUUCAAGUACUAGUCACAUAUCCAAAAAAAGAUGAAAAAAAAAAAAUUUGCUAUAUAGAUAAUUAAAAUUAUUAAUAGCAAUUAAAUACUUUUUUUUUUUUUUUCAUAUCAUUUUAAGAUUUCAAUCCAAUGAAUUUUGUCUGCAAAUUUUAACUUUUUAUAAUUUUAAAAAAUAAAAAACAAAAAUAAAUAAAUUUACUUAAAUGGCUUGAAAACAUGAACAUGAAAAAAAUAUAAAUACAGCGGUGCAUUUUUUAGAAUAAAUUAAGUUUUUUUCUGACACAUGAAGCUUGAUAAAUUAAUAAACAUAAUAUUAAAAUAAAAAAAUAUUUCUAAAAUGAAUUUAAAAAAAUAAUGCAAUAAAAAAAAUAAUACUCGCAAUGUUUUUUAAUAAUAAAAAAAAAAAUACGACCAUGGUAGCAAUAUAAAAUAUAAUCAUAAAUAAUUAUUAAUUAUCAAUUGAAUAUUAUUGAUCAACACUUGAUGAAUACUUUCACGCAAUUGUUGAUAAUUAAAAAUAUAUAAAUUAAAUAAAAAUUUCGAAAUGAUUUUGUUUUUUUUUUUCGAUAGAAAUUUCGAUUUCAAUUUUUAUAAAUAUAAAAUUUAUCUUGUUAUGUUUUUUAAUAUUAUUUUUAAAUAAUACGUCUUGUUAUUUAUAAUUAGGCUCUACUAGUUUCUUCUCUCACAAUAUUGAUUAUAUUUUACCUCCUCAUAUUUUACGUACAUUAUUUAU